GGCUGUGGUUGCCAUGGUGCGGCGUCAGCGGUUGCGCUGGAGCAAACCUCUAGGCGUGCCGUGCAACCCAACAAAUCCCAUCUGAACGCUACGGACUGUCAGAACGUCUCCCUUUUGCUGGUCGACUGUGGAUAAUAUCAGGGUGGCUUAUUCGUCAAAAUACACUCAUGACUGCAUCCAAAAAGGCAAACGUCUCCGCCUUCUUAGAUCUAAAGGUGGCUAAAUUAGCUUAACUUCAUGCUAGCUCGCCUUAACGUUGACGUUAGUUGAACCGUAAUGUCGCUAACAUUAGCCUACCGAGUUAAUUGUGACAAGCUUAAACCAGACAAAGUCAGGGAGACACGAAAUGGUAAACGGUCAAAGCGGAAAGGUUGGUGGCUGCAGACGCAGAGUAGUAAACACAUUCCACCUGUUGAGGGUUGCUAACGUUAGUUGUUGUUUUUCUUUGCUGUGCUAGCAUAAUGAGCUAUCGCCCCGUUAGCUCGUAUUCUAUAGUUAACUCAUUAUGGGCUAUCUUUAACUAAUACUCCCCCCAUUCUUCUCUUUUAUUCGUGUCCAUUUGAUAAUGUUGCAUGUAUUUAUAGAGCCCACCCGAGGUGUGUGGCUAGCAUCGGAUAACUUUGCCACGUUGUAGCUUUUAACGUUAAGUGCCUCUCACGACAAUACAAACUGUCCUCAGCAGACGGCCUUCUUUAAUCCAAUCUGUGCGUGUCACGGAGAGGGGGCCUGGGGGGAGCUGUCGUGCAUCAUGAGACAGUGAGACAUAAGAACGAUGGAGCAGAAUAUGUGAAUGAUGUUUCCAGCGAAGGGGAUGUGGAUCAUUUAACCUGUGCGCAUUUCUUCUCCAAGGGACAUCAUGGAAUCAGAAAACGUAACCGAUCUGUAUGAAGACAACCGAGAUGUUGAUCAAAGUCGCCAGUCCCUCCGGAGUACAAAGAAAGAUUCCCGAGCAUCCUCCCUCCAAAAUCACAAACAGAUCUUGAAGGACAAGGUCCAGGGUGAGGAGGAAAAAGACGUCUGUGUAGAGAGUAGAUCGAAAACCAGAACCUGGCGUUCAGAUCCAGAUCGGGACCGACUAUCCGAUGGAGUCGGACGCAGGAGUACUGGGUCGUUGUACUCCGAGGACUAUGAGAAUGAGUCUCCUUCAGGCCGAUCCAUCUCACCAUACUCCCAGUCCCGGAGUCCAUCCCUUACCCCUCAGAGAGGGGUGCGGGCAAAGAGGAUUUCUAACGGCCCCUUCUACAAGACAGGUGUUGUGGGGCGCCGGGGUGUGACACGCCCACCACGGCCGGGUGGCCAACCCCUGACCCAGCAGCAUCGCAAGGGAGUGCGUUCUGGAAGCAAGGAGUCCGUGCCCCCUAAAGACCUGGACCUGGUGACCAAGAGGAUGCUCUCCGCUCGCCUGCUGAAGAUCAAUGAAAUGCGUAACUCCCUCGCUGAGCUGCAACAGCGCACUGAUGAGCUGCAAAAGGAAAAUCGAGUCCUAAGACAGCUUCAGGUGCGUCAAGAGAAAGCCCUGCAGCGCUACGAUGACACGGAAAGCGAGAUAUCCCAGCUACUGGUGCGCCACACCAACGAGACCCACGUGCUGCGCGAGCGGCUCAGGCGCACUCAGGAGCGUGAGCGGGCCGCCGAGCGCCGGAUGAGGGACAGCGAGGAGCAGCUGCAGAGGAGCCAGGCGACCAUCGCGCGGCUCAAGAAGCUGGUCGACCAGCGGGAUUUAGGGGCCAGAGACGACCUGAGCCGCAGGCUGGAUGAAGAGAAGACGCGGGCCCAAGAGGCAGAACGCAAGAUUAAGGAGCUGGAGCGUAGCAUGGAGCUGAGCAGCAACAGCUACCAGAGGCAGAUGGCUGCAGAGAGGAAGAAGACAAUCAGUGCUCAGGAAGAGAUCAGGACUUUGCAGGAGGAGCUGGAACGACUGACCAAUAAACUCAAGGAAAAGGAGAGAGAACUCGAUACUAAGAACAUUUAUGCCAAUCGCAUGAUGAAACCUCCACUGAGAAGAGAUGUUGACAGUGGCGCAAAGCGGAUAGUUCCCAGCAGGAGCAGCACCAAGGCCGCUCAGACUAAAGACGCAACGUCUAGUCUGGAUUUCCCUUCCCCUCCCCCAGCCAUCGCUGAUGCCAACGAGUGCAGUGAACAGGCCCCGGAUGGAUACCUAUCACUUAAGAUUGACGGAGAGGACGGACGGACGGAGACGGAAGAAAGACGUCAAAAGUUGGAACAGCAGAGGACGAGAGUAAGAGCGAAAGGAGGCGACAAGGAGACGGGAAAGAACGAGGAGGAGAAGCGGCAACUCAAUCAGGAGCUCACUGUGCUUGAUGAGAAGGCAGAGACGGCGAGAGACGAUUCUUUGUCCGCAGUCUGGGAGAGGAAAACCAAGCGAGACGAAAGUAAGAGGACGCCAGAGAGUUCCCUGUUAAACCAGGAGGACGAGAACGACAGGAAGCGCGGCCAUGUCCAGGAAGAGGUGGACAGGUGGAACCAGGGGGCUGCGCCCAAUCAGCAAGCAGCGCAGGAAGCACGUCGCAAAAAAGAACAGCUGCUGGCAAAGUUGCGGGAAAUAGACCGCCAGGAACACAGAGCGCAGGACACCAUGUUUGCCGAGCCGGAUGCUUUUGAGUCGAAUAAGGCUCCCGCUGACCAUUCAUCUCCUCGUCUUCCUGAGCACAGGAACCAUAACUCCACAAAUUUCAACAUCACAGAAUCAGAGGAGUCGGCCGGUCUGCGCGCCGGAAGCGGUGAAGGCGGAAGGAGGAGAUCGGGCCCGCUCGUUGGCGCAGUCACAUCAGGGACGAGAGCGCCACGGUCCCAAAUCUCCGGGGACGACUUGGCAUUCGGAAGCUACGCGCCCUCUUUCGGACAUUCGGCCUCUCGCGGCUCCUCCGGCUUCCCCCCGCCUCCGCCCAAAGAGGACCGGGACUCGGCGUUGGAAGCAAUUGGUGUUUUCAGCCUCCGAGGGCUGGAGACAGAGAAAGAGAAGGAGACGGAGAGAGGGGAGGGGAAGGAGAGGAAGUCCAACCUCAUGCAGCAGCUAUUUGGUGCCCUGGCAGCACCUGCUAGUGACAGUGCGAGCACCUUCAAUAAAAUGGAGGUCCUCAACAGCCCUCCAAGUACCAAUGGAGUGCGACCAAGACGGGAAGGACUGCUACGCUUCAACUCGGGGUCCUCCACCCCUCCGGCGUCCUCCAUGAACACCCUGCACAUCACAGACAGCAGGCCGGCCGUCCGCGCCAUCGCCUCGUUCGACGACGACAUAGAGGAACUAACUUUAUAAAAUUCCUUUAGAUUCAAGGUGGUCGGUCUGCUAGCAGGUCGACCACACUGAUGUCAGUUAGUUACUAAAUGACACCAAAAAUGAAAGUAAAGGCGAUUGGGACACGGGUCGUUAAAUUCAAGCGUCACACCAUUGAUUUCCCAAUAAUAAGAUCAACAAUAUCAAAAGGACCAAGCAUUUCAAGUUUCUUAAAAAACAUAGGAGACAUUUAACUAGUGACUGUUUGUAGUGGUUCAUGUUGAAAAUGGGUCAUUUCAAAUGAUCUCCAAGCAUUCAAGUGCAUGUGUGUGUAGUAGACCUGUGUGACAGGACACAAAGCUGGUGAAACUGCUAAUAGGGGAUUUUGGACCGUUUGUUCUAUUUCGAUAAUAGUGGUGCUUGUGAUCACUGUGGAGACAAUGUCUAUUUCUGGUUUCUUGUGUUUGAACAGACUACUCAGUUUGCAUAUCGGUUUUUGUGGUAGAACAUAACUUGUUUUUUAUUAUUUAUUGUAUAAAGAGGGAAGAGAAAAGAUUGCACAUCCACAACCUACAGAAUCACUCCAACAAGGAUGAAUGUUUUAUAAAACACAAACCAAAAGUCAGGGAAAACAGAUAUUGGCUGCAAAUCCACUUUAUUUGCAUUUCACAUGUUAGCUCUUUGCUUGCAGGAGUGUUGUUUCAAACAAAAUAUGGCAAUCAGCACUAACACAAAUCACCUGUAGCAGAAGUUAUUGUUGAGUUCUUAUAGAAUUACAUUUUAGCUUACAACUCUUAAUGUUGUAGAAGGAAUAAGGGAUAAUAUCACAAAUGUCUAUUUUGACACAUUUUCGAAAAGCUCUUUUCUUUUAGUAACUUAACAACUCUGAUGUUAAUUGGUCUGUAUUUAUGUAUCAACUUUUUUCACAUUUUGUACUUAUUGCAUUGUUAUACAAACCGUAUGUGUUGUCGCAUUUUAUCGAGUUAAAAUAAAAAUAAAAUAAAACGCAGUUGUCCAGUCGUGUGUGACGCACUUGCAGUGUUCAUGCGGCGGGAAAU
Molecule: messenger RNA, 4293 nt
Organism: Pungitius pungitius (ninespine stickleback)
Lineage: Eukaryota; Metazoa; Chordata; Actinopteri; Perciformes; Gasterosteidae
Gene: lca5
Product: lebercilin LCA5
Exons: 9
Coding region: 857-3277 (806 amino acids)
Biological process (GO): intraciliary transport
Cellular component (GO): axoneme
Source: RefSeq, a predicted model, not a curated record